GCCGGAGGAGCGGCGGGAGCGGCGCCGCAGGCGCUUCAAGAAACUGAUAAACACAUGAGAGAAGAUGACAAGAUCUAGAUCAAGAUCACCACGAUGGAAACCAAGGUCCUUAUCUCCAGCUUUUAGGACUCCAGAGCACCAUAGGCAAAGACAUGCUCAUGUUAAUUAUGACUGUGAAUAUAAAAGCUUUCGUAAGGACCCAAAAAAGUCUAUGCCUUGGAGAACAGAAGAUGAAAAGUAUGGACAAAGCAAUUCCAGGUUUGCACCUCAUGGAAAUAACCACCAGAGAAUAUAUGAACGUAGGUCACCUUCACCAAACUUGAAAAGAAUUCCCAUGGAAGAUGCUUACAGUCAUAAGCCCUACAGAACACAUUCAUCUGAAAGGACUGAAAGCAAUAGGAGAUGCCAGUUACCACCAAAAUACUCGGAGGUACCUUACAAAGAGCAUGAUCGUCCGUUUUACCAGCACAAAAUUGAGGACAGAUACAUGUUUGAUCACUACAAAGUCACUGGAAAUGAAAAAGGAAUGAAACCUUUUCAUAGACCGUUAGGGGCUUCAUGCAAACUUGAAAGAAAAUGGCAUGAAGAUGACUUGAGGCACCAGAGGUUACAUGAAGAGAAGUAUGGUCAGUCACCCAGAAGAGUUUCUGAUGAAUUUACGGCAAGGAGCUCUUUACAGAAGAGGUAUCCUGAAGAUCACGAUUACAGAGAAUAUGGGCACGCGUCUAAAAGGGCUAAGGAAAUGGAGAGGUAUGACGCUGGAGAUGUAGCGAGAAAUUCCAAGUGGAAGCAAGAACGUUCUUUUCCACCCUGCCAGGAAAAGGAGGAGCAGAGAUACCCGGGCGCGCAGUCGCAGCGCUCGGCCGAGAGGGAGCACCUGGGGGGGCCUGUCCCAAAGAUAGCCUAUGAGUACAGCCACAAACGGCGCCGGCAGCCCGACGGGGAGAAGCCUUUUGCAGCAGACAGAGCUCCCAAGUACGUGAAGCAGGAAGAGCAGAAGUACGGCUCUUCCAAGGGUGCUCGGAAUGGCAAGGAGCUGGAUUACUGCCCUGGGGGCAGAGCCAGGCGGACUGAAGAACGGCAAGUUGAGGAACCUCUGAAAUGCAGCUCAAAGAAGGGCUGCAAUGCUUAUGUUAACUCGUCCAAAACAGAUGUUGAGCUGAGGUCUUGUAAAAACAAACUGAACGAAAGAGUGAGGAAAGAUGGGGAAUUGAGGAAAAAUGUAGAUUCCUCCAAUAGCCAGCGUGAUGCAAGUCAUACUGUUUCAGAUGUGAAAGUGUCAGAGGCCAACUGUAUGAGAGAACAUCUCACAGUCAAAGUGGAUAUGAAGAAAAUGGUGACCAAGUACAGGACUGCUUCUAGUCACACUACAGAGAGACAGAUGUCCCAUGAUCUGGUUGCUGUUGGCAGAAAAAAAGAAAAUUUUCAUCCAGUGUUUGAGCACAUGGCAUCUGUAAAACAAAACAUUGAAAACGACCCUUCAAAAGAAUUUACUCAGGAAAUAAUCACAAUUAUUCAUCAAGUUAAAGCAAAUUAUUUUGCAUCUUCUGACAUAACUCUGCACGAACGGUUCUCAAAAAUUCAGGAUAAAUCAAGUGCAAAUACAAAAGAAGUGAAAACUCAUCUGGAUCCAGAAAUUCACAGGAGGAUUGACAUGUCUCUAGCAGAACUUCAGAACAAACGAACCGUGCCAUCUGAGUCCCACCAGAACAUUAUAAGAGUGUUAGAAGAUCCAAAUGAUCUACGGUAUGAUAUAGAAAGGAGAAGAAAAGAGAGAUUGAAGAAUGAAGAUGAGAGAGUGUUUCAUGUAGAUGGUGUAACUCCAAGGAACCAGCAAAGCUGCAGUCUUUCAAAGUUACAAACGUCUCAAGUUGAUGGUUUCCAAAAGCCUAUGAGGUUUAUUAAGCCACCUUUCAGGAAAUUUAUUGGGAGACCUCAUCUGAAUUCUUACUAUGCUUCAAAAUCAAGUGACACUUACCCCCACAGACGUAUUAGAGGACACCUUGAAAAUGCAGGACCCAUCAGAAGGCACUUUAAGAGCAACUUUGCAGAUGGCCGUUUGCAAUCCCAUUAUAAAUCAGGCUUAGUGCAGAAGGGUUUAUAUAUUCAGGCAAAGUACCAGCGGUUACGUUCUGUUGGUGUAAGGGGAUUUGCCACUAAUAAAUUCAGAGAUGGAUUUUUGAGGAAAGAAAAGGGAAAUCUAAAUAUUGCAACAGAAACCUGAACUGAGCUGAGAUCCUGAAGUUGAAACAGACAACACAGCAAAGGGAUCAUCUAUUCAGUUUUUGACAACUUUCUCAAGACUUAAAAAAGGAUAAAGGAACUAAUGCUGUAACUUUCUUGAUUAAAAAAUAACUUUAUUUUGAAUGCUGCAGAACUUUUUUACAGUUUUAAUAAUUGCUUUUAAAGUACAGUAUUCAAUUAAAACAUCAUAUUAUGUACCUUUA
This is a messenger RNA of Melozone crissalis (California towhee), 2447 nucleotides long. It is a transcript of the gene BCLAF3, whose product is annotated as BCLAF1 and THRAP3 family member 3. Gene Ontology annotation, cellular component: mediator complex. Lineage: Eukaryota; Metazoa; Chordata; Aves; Passeriformes; Passerellidae. Gene Ontology annotation, biological process: positive regulation of transcription by RNA polymerase II. The record is from RefSeq and is a predicted model, not a curated record. Bases 65 to 2224 code for a protein of 719 amino acids. The transcript has 12 exons. Gene Ontology annotation, molecular function: transcription coregulator activity; DNA binding.